UACCUUCCUCUUCAAUCCUCAGUUUUUUUGUAAACCCUAAAACCAUCUCUAAGAAGAGAUCAAGAUUUGUAAUCAAGAAGACACCAUUACUCAGAUCAACAUGCUCGCCGUUCACCGUCCUUCUUCCGCCGUAUCUGACGGAGAUUCCGUCCAGAUUCCGAUGAUGAUCGCGUCGUUUCAAAAACGUUUUCCUUCUCUCUCACGCGACUCCACGGCCGCUCGUUUUCACACACACGAGGUUGGUCCUAACCAGUGUUGCUCCGCCGUUAUACAAGAGAUCUCCGCUCCAAUAUCCACCGUUUGGUCCGUCGUCCGCCGCUUUGAUAACCCACAAGCUUACAAACACUUUCUCAAAAGCUGUAGCGUCAUCGGCGGAGACGGUGAUAACGUUGGUAGCCUCCGUCAAGUCCACGUCGUCUCUGGCCUCCCCGCUGCGAGCUCCACCGAGAGACUCGAUAUCCUCGACGACGAACGCCACGUCAUCAGCUUCAGCGUUGUUGGUGGUGACCACCGGCUUUCUAACUACCGAUCCGUCACGACCCUUCACCCUUCUCCGAUCUCCGGGACCGUCGUUGUUGAGUCUUACGUCGUUGAUGUUCCUCCCGGGAACACAAAGGAAGAGACUUGUGACUUUGUUGACGUUAUCGUACGAUGCAAUCUUCAAUCUCUUGCGAAAAUAGCCGAGAAUACUGCGGCGGAGAGCAAGAAGAAGAUGUCUCUGUGAUGAGUCUUUGUCGUUGUCGAGUAGUUUCGUUAGAUCCGACGUUUUCUAGAUUUUUAGCCGUCGUGUGAUCUAUGUUUUCCCGGCUUAUGUGUGAAAAAAAGUUACAUUAGUGA
Molecule: messenger RNA, 837 nt
Organism: Arabidopsis arenosa
Lineage: Eukaryota; Viridiplantae; Streptophyta; Magnoliopsida; Brassicales; Brassicaceae
Source: the annotation of a GenBank genome assembly